CAAUUGGUUUUGUCGCGCUUUUGGUCGACAUGCUGGAACAUCGCUUAACUGACAUCGAGGAUCCUGCCAUUCAAAUCCUUCGCCACCUUGCAAGCUAUGAUGACGUUCAGCUUGCCUUGAAUCAAAGGGGACUCAUCAAAAAGCUGGUGUCGUUGAUGAAUAGUCGGAAACAUGAAACAAGUAGCGGAGCUAUUCUUACAAUGCUGUCGAUUUUCCCGCAUCCACCCAUACGAUCAGUGGCGGUCAAGGAAGGUGUCGUUGCGACGUUGAUCAAUCAUCUAAAACACCAGCAGAAGUGUUUGUUUGCGGCCUACGCGCUCUCUCUCAUCAUGGACUACGACGACAUAAGAAAAGCCAUGUCUGAGCUAUCCGUACCUGACUCCAUCGUCAGCGCGGUGGUACAUGGAUCAUUCAACGGGACGGUCGAGAAUGAGCAUGGUAAAGUCGUACUUGGACGUCUCAUGCACAAUGAUGACCUGAGGGCAGCUGUUAUCAAAACCUAUACAACAGCGGCCCUUUGCGCCAUGUUCAGAAAGGGCGAAUUAGCACUGAAUCAUGCAGCAGUUGAUUUCUUGGAUAUUAUGGCGAAGUAUCCCGAUGGGAAAGAGGUCAUUAAAGAAUCCAAGGAUGCAAUAUUCCAUGCUAUAGUGGGGACGGCCCACCAUACAUGGAACUCACAAAAACAUGCUGCAAUGGCGCUCCGCACUCUUUUUGGGAUUCAGCAUUCUUCCGAAAGAAGCUUUGUCACGAAAGAGUUUCAACCCGUCAUCUUGGCAGGGCUUCCGGACAUACUGAGAUUGCUAAAGCAUGAAGCGGUCUUACCGUAUUGUUGGCGUGCCCUGUACAUGCUCACAUUUCUGAAGGAAACUGUCCGGGCUCGUGUGCGAGAGCACGAAGAUUUUAAAUGUGCCAAAGGGAAGUAUUUCUCAAAGACCAUGAAACUACAGUAUCAUAGUUCAGACCCACGGGAAGAGGACGUCCACAAACUGCUCGACAAAUUAUUUGAGGCCAUGGAGGAAGGCACUGACCGUCGCAGUGCCCUGAAAUUCCCAGAAGUGCACCCGAUACCUAGGCACAGUCCCUUGGUCACCUCCCUCGCGAUCUUAUCUUGCGUCUUGUACAUUCCUUGCGGCCUUUCACUUCUACUGACCGGAUUGGCAAUCGAUAAGACGGAAUCGUCGCCCACAUAA
Messenger RNA from Suillus paluster, 1190 nucleotides. RefSeq lists its product as uncharacterized. NCBI's taxonomy places the organism in Eukaryota, Fungi, Basidiomycota, Agaricomycetes, Boletales, Suillaceae. The transcript is spliced from 8 exons. The coding region runs from base 30 to 1190 and encodes 386 amino acids. The record is from RefSeq and is a predicted model, not a curated record.